Messenger RNA from Lampris incognitus (smalleye Pacific opah), 2493 nucleotides. RefSeq names its product fibroblast growth factor receptor 3 (gene fgfr3). Gene Ontology annotation, molecular function: ATP binding; fibroblast growth factor binding; fibroblast growth factor receptor activity. Gene Ontology annotation, cellular component: signaling receptor complex; membrane. NCBI's taxonomy places the organism in Eukaryota, Metazoa, Chordata, Actinopteri, Lampriformes, Lampridae. The record is from RefSeq and is a predicted model, not a curated record. Gene Ontology annotation, biological process: protein phosphorylation; positive regulation of kinase activity; positive regulation of MAPK cascade. Bases 1 to 2493 code for a protein of 830 amino acids. The transcript has 17 exons.
AUGUUGUCUGAGCUGGAGUCGGGCCUCGCUGCGCUCCGCCUCGCUGUGUCUUCCGGAGGAAUGACGGCUCUGUGGUGCUCUCUCUGGCUCUGCCUCAUCCUCCCUCUCUCCGUCAGCCCCGCCAGGCUGCCCACAGCUCAGCCCACAGACUCCAGUGUGUCCAGUGAGUCAACCUUCCUGGAGGAUUAUGUUUUGGGCACAGGCGACACCCUGGAAAUGCCGUGUCACCUGGAUGACCCCACCCAGCCCGUCACCUGGUUCAAAGAUGGCGCCGGGCUGGUGCCUAGCAACCGGACACGGCUGGUGCAGCGGGUGCUGCGCAUCAUCAACGUGUCCUACGAGGACUCGGGCGUCUACACCUGCCGCCACACCCGAAGCAACAUGUUGCUGAGCAACUACACCAUCAAGGUGACAGAUUCCCUGUCGUCUGGUGAUGAUGAGGACUACGAUGAAGAUCCGGAAGAUGCAGGUAAUGGAAAUGAGGCGCCGUACUGGACACGGCCAGACCGAAUGGACAAAAAGCUCUUGGCUAUUCCCGCCGCCAACACGGUGAAGUUCCGCUGCGCCGCAGCCGGCAAUCCAACACCCACCAUCCACUGGCUGAAGAACGGCAAGGAGUUUAAGGGCGAGCAGAGGAUGGGGGGAAUCAAGCUGAGACACCAGCAGUGGAGUCUAGUGAUGGAGAGCGCCGUGCCAUCAGACAGGGGGAACUACACCUGCGUGGUGCAGAACAAGUACGGCACCAUCACCCACACCUACCAGCUGGACGUGCUGGAGCGCUCCCCUCACAGGCCCAUCCUCCAGGCUGGCCUACCGGCCAAUCAGACAGUGGUCGUGGGCAGCGAUGUGGAGUUCCACUGUAAGGUUUACAGUGAUGCCCAGCCUCACAUCCAGUGGCUAAAACACAUUGAGGUCAACGGCAGCCGCUAUGACCCGGAUGGGGGGCCCUAUGUUAACAUCCUCAAGACCAAUGGUAUUAACACCACGGAUAAGGAGCUAGAGGUGCUCUUCUUGUCAAAUGUAACUUUUGAGGAUGCAGGGGAGUACACUUGUCUAGCGGGGAACUCAAUAGGCUUUACUUACCACUCUGCUUGGCUGACGGUGCUUCCAGCUGUGGACGAGGACCAGGAUGACGACUACGCCGAAAUCCUCAUCUACGUGACAGGCUGUGUGCUCUUCAUCCUGGCGGUGGUCAUCGUCAUCCUCUGUCGUAUGCGGAUGACCACGCAGAAAACCCUGCCUACGCCGCCUGUGCAAAAACUCUCCAAGUUCCCCCUCAAGAGACAGGUAACAGAAAAUUGUCUCUUUGCACCCAAGCAGGUGUCCUUGGAUUCAAACUCCUCCAUGAACUCCAACACGCCACUGGUCAGGAUCGCCCGCCUGUCAUCCAGCGACGGCCCAAUGCUGGCCAACGUGUCAGAGCUUGAACUUCCCUCAGACCCGAAAUGGGAGUUUUCACGGACCAGAUUAACGCUCGGUAAACCUCUCGGAGAGGGCUGCUUUGGUCAAGUUGUGAUGGCCGAGGCCAUUGGCAUUGACAAGGAGAAACCUAACAAGCCGCUCACUGUUGCUGUGAAAAUGCUGAAAGAUGACGCCACUGAUAAGGACUUGUCAGACCUGGUGUCAGAAAUGGAGAUGAUGAAGAUGAUUGGCAAACACAAAAACAUUAUCAACCUACUGGGAGCGUGCACGCAGGACGGUCCUCUGUACGUGCUGGUGGAGUACGCCUCCAAAGGGAAUCUGAGGGAGUACCUGCGGGCGCGGCGGCCCCCGGGCAUGGACUACUCCUUCGACACCUGCAAGAUCCCUGACGAGCAGCUGACUUUCAAGGAUCUGGUGUCUUGCGCCUACCAGGUUGCCCGCGGUAUGGAGUACCUGGCCUCACAGAAGUGUAUCCAUAGAGACCUGGCAGCCAGGAACGUCCUUGUGACAGAGGACAACGUGAUGAAGAUUGCCGACUUUGGUCUUGCCAGAGACGUGCACAACAUUGACUACUAUAAAAAGACCACAAACGGUCGCCUGCCCGUGAAAUGGAUGGCCCCGGAGGCGCUGUUUGACCGGGUCUACACGCACCAGAGCGAUGUGUGGUCUUACGGGGUGUUGCUAUGGGAGAUCUUCACCCUGGGAGGCUCGCCUUAUCCAGGAAUCCCUGUAGAAGAGCUUUUUAAACUGCUAAAGGAGGGCCAUCGGAUGGACAAGCCUGCUAACUGCACCCAUGAACUGUACAUGAUAAUGAGGGAAUGCUGGCACGCCGUGCCAUCUCAGAGACCUACAUUCAGGCAGUUGGUAGAAGACCACGACCGCGUUUUAUCCAUGACCUCAACUGACGAGUACCUGGACCUGUCGGUGCCCUUCGAGCAGUACUCCCCCACCUGUCAGGACUCCAACAGCACCUGCUCUUCAGGCGACGACUCGGUGUUCGCCCACGACCCCCUUCCCGAUGAGCCCUGUCUUCCCAAACAGCUUCCCAGUAACGGGGUGAUUAGGACAUAG